Molecule: messenger RNA, 1601 nt
Organism: Syngnathus acus (greater pipefish)
Lineage: Eukaryota; Metazoa; Chordata; Actinopteri; Syngnathiformes; Syngnathidae
Gene: echdc2
Product: enoyl CoA hydratase domain containing 2
Exons: 12
Coding region: 80-997 (305 amino acids)
Biological process (GO): fatty acid beta-oxidation
Cellular component (GO): mitochondrion
Molecular function (GO): enoyl-CoA hydratase activity
Source: RefSeq, a predicted model, not a curated record
UGACAACUCACUUUCUUGCCAAUGAGGAAGAAACUUCCUGCACCUCUACGGAUGUGCGUCAUCCUCCACAAAAGCGAGCAUGUCGCCGCUACUUCUCCGCAGUUUAUCGUCGUUCCUUGCCGGUUCUCAGGGGACCCGAGUGGUGGCGGCAGUAGCCGGUUUCAGCAGCGCUCUGGGCGGCAUGCAGCUAAGUAACUCCCCGGAGGUGGAACUCAGGAAACUGCCCGGGAAGGACGAAGGUAUUGCGGAAGUGCGCAUGUGCAGACAUAGCGCUCGGAACGCUUUGGGUCAUGUGUUUGUGUCUCAGAUGAGGGAGUUGGUGUCCAAGGUGUCCAGUGACUCGACAGUGCGCGUGCUUGUCUUCAGGAGUUUAGUUCCUGCUGUUUUCUGUGCAGGCGCAGAUUUAAAAGAAAGGGCUUUAAUGAACAACCAGGAGUCCGAUCUGUUUGUUCACGGACUGCGCUCCCUCAUGACUCAGAUCGCCUUGUUGCCAAUGCCUACCAUAGCCGCCAUUGAUGGCGUGGCUGUGGGAGGUGGACUAGAGUUGGCUUUGGCCUGUGACCUCCGCACUGCUGCAUGUUCUGCACAGAUGGGCCUGAUUGAGACGACGCGGGGGCUGCUCCCUGGGGCCGGGGGAAGUCAGCGACUGCCUCGCACGGUGGGACUGGCACUGGCCAAAGAGCUUAUCUUCACAGGGCGGCGCGUGGGGGGUCAAGCGGCUGCCGAGAUCGGGCUGGUGAACAGAGCGGUGCAGCAAGACCAGACAGGAGAGGCGGCUUACAACGAAGCGCUCGACCUGGCCAGAGAGAUCCUGCCUCAGGCUCCCAUCGCUGUGCGGAUGGCAAAAGAGGCGAUGAACAGAGGCAUGGAGGUUGACAUCACCUCAGCGAUGGCCAUAGAGAGGAUGUGCUACGCUCAGGUCAUCCCGACGCGGGACAGACGGGAGGGAAUGGCGGCCUUCCUAGAGAAGAGACCUCCGCAAUAUAUUGGCGAAUAAGCUGUUUUUAUUUGGGCUAGCAACACUAACUCAUUCAGGAAAAAAUGUCAUGUAGUCAGCUAAAAUUAAACAGUAAAAUGUUCAUUUGCUAAUUAGAAAUCAUGACUAAUUAUAACCAAAUACUUGCACUUAUUUUUUAUUACAAUGACUCAAAUAAUAAGGAACAAAAUAAUUAAUAGUAUACAAUAAAUGUGAUGCAACAAGCGAAUACACAUUCCAUUACCGCAUUGAAGCUAACAAACGUGCUCAUCAUGAUAAAUAUCUUACAAGGAUAAAAUCAUAAUACGAGAAAAAAGUCAUUUACUAAAGCACAUCAUUCUGUGUAGCUUACUUUUUUUUUUUCUCCAUAUUCUUUGUGUUCUCAUUUUACAGCACCUUAAGUAUCAUUGCGGCAUGCUCCGGCUCAAAAAUCCUGUCGACUUUGUCGUAUUUGUAACAUUCGUAUGUAACAUAAAGAAGGUUUGUGUGCAAACAGCUGCAUAUUCUCUGUCCAUUCAAUUUGACAUAAGACUCACUCGAGCUUGCGGGGUUGAAUAUCUGAAAGAGAAAAAGAAUUAGACGCUGUCAAAUUCCCUUUAAAGAAAAAGAUAUUUAUUUUACCCUG